Messenger RNA from Funneliformis geosporum, 675 nucleotides. The record is from the annotation of a GenBank genome assembly. NCBI's taxonomy places the organism in Eukaryota, Fungi, Glomeromycota, Glomeromycetes, Glomerales, Glomeraceae.
AUGUAUCAAGAAAACAUCAAUACAAGCAUUUAUUCUCCACAAAGUUCUCAAAUUGAUACUACUUUUAACAAUUUGAACCACGGACGGGACGACGACCAAAUCGUUAAUGUUACGUCUCAAGCGCCUAUGGCAGCACCACGUAGUACAGAGCCAUUCUAUAUGAAUGAAGUAAAUCAGGCGAUGAAUCAAGCAGAUGAUUCAACCAUUUCCAUUUUCUCGUUCUAUUAUUACUUCAACAAUCAUCCUCACCAUAUCAAAUGUGAAGAAGUACAAGUGUCCUUUGAUACUUUCUCUCAGAUGAUAAAUAAUACUGAUAAUAUUUCUAAUUACAAGAUUUAUGUGUUCUAUCAUGAACAAACUGUAACGAAGAAAAUUUAUAAAGUAACCUGUGAAAUUAUUUCACAUACGUUUGCGAUUCAGUUUUUAAACCGUAAUAUUUAUGGUAUAGAAUUUAAUCAGAUUGAACAGCAACUAGAAGUUUCUAGACAACACUUUGAAAAUCUUAAAUUACACUUAAGAAAUGAUUUGGCUCAUUAUUUUUCAUCCAAACAGAUUAAUUCCAAUGUUAAUAUCCUCAAUCAUUUUCAGGAAAGUAAUGCAAAUACUCUUCCCUAUUCUACUCUUCAACAGGAUGAUAGUAGGUAUUAUACUCAAAAUCAUGUUUCGCAACCCUAA